Molecule: messenger RNA, 2268 nt
Organism: Dendrobium catenatum
Lineage: Eukaryota; Viridiplantae; Streptophyta; Magnoliopsida; Asparagales; Orchidaceae
Exons: 4
Coding region: 1-2268 (755 amino acids)
Source: RefSeq, a predicted model, not a curated record
AUGACUUGGUGGGGGCAAUGUGCGAAGGUUCAAUGGAUUGAGGAGGGGGAUGGGAACACACAUUUCUUCCACAAUAUGGCGUCGGCGAGAAGGAGGACCAAUCUCAUUGAGCAGCUCAAGCAUACGGAUGGGAGGACUGUUACUGAUCAGUCCGAGAUUUUGAGAAUGAUGGAAGAAUUCUUCCAACAGAAAUGGGAGAACAAUGAUAUCAUAGACUACGGGUGGCCCUCUUUUGAUUCGCAUUUUGCUUGCUUGCAGCGCCUGGGCAUGUCUCUGGAUAGUGAGAUCACCCGUGAGGAAAUAUGGCAUGCGGUGAAGUCUAUGGGAAAGAAUCGUGCUCCUGGACGUGAUGGUGUGACGGCAUCCUUCUUCAAAUCGUUUUGGGACAUUGUUGGUGAACAGGUCAACUUGGCGUGCUUGGAGUUUUUCUCUUUGGGACGGAUGGAGCCGGAGUGGAAGGAUAUUGUGGUGGUUUUACUGCCUAAGGACAAUAAUGCGGACUAUCCUUCUAAAUUUAGACCGAUCAGUCUCUGUCAAACUAUCUACAAGGUCAUUGCGAAGAUUUUAGUUAACCACAUCAAAGGCAUAUUGCCUUCCAUUAUUUCGGAGGAACAAGCAGCCUUUAUACCGGGGAGAUCAAUCUCUGAUCACUGUCUUUUGGGGCAGGAGAUCAUCAACAUGUUCAAGGUCUCCAAGUCUGCUAAAGGAUGGUUGGCAUUGAAAGUCAACAUGGAGCAAGCCUAUGACAAAAUGAACUGGAGAACACUGGAGAUUGUGCUGACUAAAAUGGGUUUCCCCCAAAUAUUUCGAUCGUGGGUGAUGAGUUGUGUCACUGCUCUACGAUUUGCCAUUCUGGUGAAUGGAACCCUUACGGAUGGGAUCACGGUUGGCUGUGGUGCUACCAUCCCUAAUGUUCGGAAGCUUCUGACGACCCUGGAUGACUAUUGCGGCUGGACGGGGCAAAGGAUUAACAAAAAUAAGUCUGCUAUUCUGUUUAGCAGAAUGGUUACGACCUCCACUAGAAGCCGUCUAGCUAGGCUAGCGGGGUGUCGUAUGGUGACGGAAAUGGAUUACCAUGGCAUAAAAUUCGUGAUGAGAAGAAGGCUCACGAAGGCGGAUUUCAGCCCUCUCCUACAGAAAAUUCAAUCGCACAUCUUAGCUUGGGGUACUCGUCAGCUAUCUUUGGGUGUUCUUGCUGAAGCGGAAAGACUUUGUCGGAGCUUCCUCUGGGAUAAGGAUCAGAAUCACAAGAGUCUGCAUUAUGCAUCUUGGGGCAGCCUCACCAGAUCGAGGCGCCAGGGAGGUCUCGGUUUUCAUGCCAGAAGCAGCUGGACGGGGCCACUCAGUGUAAGAAUUGCCUGGGAUUUCGUAAACAAGCCUCAUAAUCUUUUCCAAAGGUGUAUGAGGCACAAGUAUGGGGCUUGGCCAUGGAUGAUGGAACAUAAAAGAGGUGAAUCGAAUGGGUGGAGAAUUAUCUGCAGUGGGGCGAAGAGUUUGGACUAUGCCAUUUGUUCUUGGCCGACGUUCUGUAAUAUUGAGCUUGCCGUGGGCAGCCGGGUGGACGAGUUCAUCAUGACGGGUGGUGGAUGGGAUCGGAACAAGCUACGGCAUUAUUUUGGAGAGACCCUCGUCGAGUUGAUUUGCGAGGUGAUAAUCUGGUCGGAGCUUCAUACCGACACUCUUGAGUUAACUAAGAGCACGUUGGGCACCUCGUUGUCCACUAUCUGCUACAAUGCGGAGUAUACGGGGGAGGAGGACCAGGUUUGUACCAUUCUGCAUAUGCAUAUGCGACCCCGUGAGAGAGUCUUCUGGUGGAGGCUGGACCUCAUCCCUACUCUUACUUGGCUCAACUGUCGGGGCCUUGGGGCUGGGCUCAGUUGUCUGAUCGGUUGUAACCAGCAUGAAAAUCUCGAUCACGUUACGACGCAAUGUCUGCAAUUACUCAAGAUCCUGAAGCGUCUGGAUGAUUGGGGCUUUGUCACGCCCAGGUUUGCGUGUUUUAUGGAUUUGAAGGAAGCUCUGCAGAGGGGACUUGCGACCAAAGCCUACUGGACAAAGAUCUACUGCUCGGCGGUCUUCUAUAGCUGGGGAAACAGGAACGCUAUUCAUCAUGGCAAGACGGUGAACUCCAUUACUGGACUGGCCGCAAUGGUUCUCGGAUCCACCAGCCACGGUGUUUUUUCGAAUAGCUUGGAGCAACGGUUCACCCAUCAAUCCGUUGGAUUGUUUCAGAAUGCAUCUUGGUGUCCCCCCCUUCAGGCUGGUUGA